Messenger RNA from Balaenoptera acutorostrata (minke whale), 4794 nucleotides. RefSeq names its product zinc finger and AT-hook domain containing (gene ZFAT). Lineage: Eukaryota; Metazoa; Chordata; Mammalia; Artiodactyla; Balaenopteridae. Gene Ontology annotation, biological process: regulation of DNA-templated transcription. Bases 417 to 4088 code for a protein of 1223 amino acids. The record is from RefSeq and is a predicted model, not a curated record. The transcript is spliced from 17 exons. Gene Ontology annotation, molecular function: DNA-binding transcription factor activity, RNA polymerase II-specific; RNA polymerase II cis-regulatory region sequence-specific DNA binding.
AGCCGAGCAUGCGCAGUAGCCCGGCCCAGCCCGGCCGCUCUCGCCGCUGGGGGAGGGUCAUCCGAGCCUGACGUCCGCGACGCCGUCGUCAGCGCCCCGGGAAGAGGAGGGCGAAGACUCCAUCCGCCAUGUUGGAUGCCGCAGAUUCGCCAUAACCGCGCCGGCUCUUUUCUUAAAAAAAUAAAAAUAAAAAGCGAAGCAUCAGCGGAGCGCCCCGCCUUCUCGGUCGGCGCGGGAGGGGGCCCGGAAGAGCCCGAGGCUUUUUUUUCCUCCGCGGUGGGGGCGUUGCCAUGGAGACGCGGGCGGCAGUGAAAAACUGAAUAGCCCGGGUAUCUGGAGAACACACCUAAUGCUUACUUCAUAUAUUGGUUACCAGGAAGAAUGGACCAGAUCAUUCUGAAAACCCAGCCAUCUUCAUGUGUAAAUGUUGUAACCUUUUCUCACCAAGUCAAUCGGAACUCCUCUCCCACGUUUCUGAGAAGCACACAGAAGAGGGGGUUAAUGUGGAUGAGAUCAUCAUUCCCCUGAGACCUCUGAGUACCCCUGAACCCGCCAACCCAGGCAAAACCGGAGAUGAGUUUUCGGUCAUGAAGAGGAAGAGAGGCAGGCCAAAGGGGUCCACGAAGAAGGCCAGCCCCGAAGAGGAACUGGCGGAAAACAACGUUAUUCCCAGCGGGGACAGCCCGCGGGCCCCGGAGGGAGGGGACAGCCUGGCUCCCAGCAGCCUGGAGUGCAGCAAGUGCUGCCGGAAGUUCUCCAACCCACGCCAGCUGAGGAAGCAUAUCUGCAUCAUCGUGCUGAACCUGGGCGAGGAGGAGGGAGAGGCAGGUAACGAAUCUGACCUUGAACUGGAGAAGAAGUAUAAGGAAGAUGAUCGAGAAAAGGCCCCGAAGAGACUGCGGACUCAGAGAGUGGAGAAAGUCCAGAAGGUCUGCUCGGGAAAAGAGGCCGCGCAGAUCUCUGGAGCCAAGAAGCCCAUCAUAAGUGUGGUUUUAACGGCUCACGAAGUGAUUCCAGGUGCUACCAAGAUUGUUCCGGUGGAGGCUGGGCCCCCGGAAACAGGAGCUGCAGACCCCGAGGCCGCGGCGGCCGACCUGGCGCCCCGGAGAGGGUACCAGGAGUACGCCAUCCAGCAGACACCCUAUGAGCAGCCCAUGAAGUCGAGCAGGCUCGGGCCCACCCAGCUCAAGAUCUUCACCUGUGAGUACUGCAACAAGGUCUUCAAGUUCAAGCACUCGCUGCAGGCCCACCUGCGGAUCCACACCAACGAGAAGCCGUACAAGUGCUCCCAGUGCAGCUACGCCAGCGCCAUCAAGGCCAACCUCAACGUGCACCUGCGCAAGCACACGGGCGAGAAGUUCGCGUGCGACUGCUGUUCCUUCACCUGCCUGAGCAAGGGCCACCUCAAGGUGCACGUGGAGCGGGUACACAAGAAGAUCAAGCAGCACUGCCGCUUCUGCAAGAAGAAGUACUCCGACGUGAAGAACCUCAUCAAGCACAUCCGCGACGCACACGACCCGCAGGACCACAAGGUCCAGGAGGCCCUGGACGAGCUCUGCCUGAUGACGAGGGAGGGCAAGCGGCAGCUGCUCUAUGACUGCCACAUCUGCGAGCGCAAGUUCAAGAACGAGCUGGACCGCGACCGCCACAUGCUGGUCCACGGCGACAAGUGGCCCUUCGCCUGCGAGCUCUGCGGCCAUGGGGCCACCAAGUACCAGGCGCUGGAGCUGCACGUCAGGAAGCACCCGUUCGUGUACGUCUGCGCCCUCUGCCUCAAGAAGUUCGUCAGCUCCAUCCGCCUGCGCGCCCACAUCAAGGAGGUGCACGGGGCCGCCCAGGAGACCCUGGUCUUCACCAGCUCCAUCAACCAGAGCUUCUGCCUCCUGGGGCCCGGCGGGGACAUCCAGCAGGAGGCCCUGGGCGGGCAGCUGCAGCUGGCGGAAGAGGAGUUUGUGUUCCAGGGGGUGAACGCACCCAAGGAGGCGGCCGGCGCUGGGGACGCUCGUCCCGAGGAGGGGUCCGAGGUGCCCGCCGCGCCCGUGCGCUCGGCCGCCGCCCAGGCCGACAGCGCCGCCCCGGCACCCUGUGAGCCGGCGGCCUCCGCGGUGUCCUCGGACCUUCGUCCGCGCGCGGUGGUUUCCGAUGAGCUCCUGUUGAAGAGCGAUCCCUCCUCUGCCGAGGCUCUGGCUGCUCCGGAGAAGACCUUGCACACCCAGCGGGGAGGCCCCACGCCAGCGCAGGGCCAGGACGUCGCACCACUGCUGUCCAAGGCCAAAGGCGCCGCAGCAAACCCGGAAGCCCAGGGCGCCGAGAGCCCCCCGGCUGAAGGGCAGCAAGAGGCUGCCCUCCCAUCCGACGGCCCAGAUGCCGGCAGGGGUCUCAGGGCAAACCCAGCGGAGGCCUCAGACCCUCCUCCGGGAGCUGGUGGGAGGGACGCGGCCCUGUGCCGGCCUGACUCUCGCACGCCCGCCCCCGAGCUCCGCGCGGGCAUCACUGCGUUCAUGAAGAUCCUGGACAGUUUACAGAAGAGGCGCAUGAAUACCGGCCUGUGCGAGAGGAUCCGGAAGGUGUACGGCGACCUGGAGUGCGAAUACUGUGGCAAACUUUUUUGGUACCAAGUGCAUUUUGACAUGCAUGUCCGCACCCACACCCGGGAACAUCUGUAUUAUUGCUCCCAGUGUCAUUAUUCUUCCAUCACCAAAAACUGCCUUAAACGCCAUGUAAUUCAGAAACACAGUAACAUCUUGCUGAAGUGCCCCACUGACGGCUGUGACUACUCGACUCCAGAUAAAUAUAAGCUGCAGGCACAUCUUAAAGUUCACACAGAGCUGGACAAAAGGAGUUAUUCUUGUCCUGUGUGUGAAAAGUCUUUUUCAGAAGAUCGAUUGAUAAAGUCACAUAUCAAGACCAACCAUCCCGAGGUUUCCAUGAGCACCAUUUCCGAGGUUCUCGGGAGGAGGGUGCAGCUGAAAGGGCUCAUCGGAAAGAGAGCCAUGAAAUGCCCGUAUUGUGAUUUCUAUUUCAUGAAGAAUGGCUCAGACCUUCAGCGUCAUAUUUGGGCUCAUGAAGGUGUGAAGCCCUUCAAAUGUUCUUUGUGUGAGUAUGCAACUCGUAGCAAGAGUAACCUCAAGGCUCAUAUGAAUCGUCAUAGCACUGAGAAGACCCACCUAUGUGACAUGUGUGGCAAGAAAUUCAAAUCAAAAGGGACACUGAAAAGCCACAAGCUCCUUCACACUGCUGACGGGAAGCAGUUCAAGUGCACGGUGUGCGACUACACAGCAGCCCAGAAGCCACAGCUGCUGCGGCACAUGGAGCAACACGCCUCCUUCAAGCCUUUCCGCUGCGCCCACUGCCACUACUCGUGCAACAUCUCGGGCUCCCUGAAGCGGCACUACAACAGGAAACACCCCAACGAGGAGUACACCAACGUGGGCACCGGGGAGCUGGCGGCCGACGCGCUCAUCCAGCAAGGUUGUUUGAAGUGUCCUGUGUGCAGCUUCGUUUAUGGUACCAAAUGGGAGUUCAACAGGCACUUGAAGAACAAGCACGGCCUGAAGUUGGUGGAGAACGAAGGAGAUCCCAAGUGGGAGCCAGCAACAGAAACUCCGGAGGAGCCCUCCACCCAGUACCUGCACAUCACCGAAGCCGAAGAGGAUGUCCAGGGCACACAGGCAGCAGUGGCUGCCCUCCAGGACCUGAGAUACACCUCAGAGAGCGGUGACCGACUUGACCCCACGGCUGUAAACAUCCUCCAGCAGAUCAUCGAGCUGGGCACCGAGACCCACGACGCCACUGCCGUUGCCUCGGUGGUCGCCAUGGCGCCCGGGACGGUGACAGUCGUGAAGCAGGUCACGGACGAGGAGCCCAGUUCCAACCGCACGGUCAUGAUCCAGGAGACCCUCCAGCAGGCCGCCGUGGAGCUGGCCGAGCAGCAUCACUUGGUGGUGUCCUCCGACGACGUGGAGGGCAUUGAGACGGUGACCGUCUACACGCAGGGCGGGGAGGCCUCCGAGUUCAUCGUCUACGUGCAGGAGGCCAUGCAGCCCGUGGAGGAGCAGGCCGUGGGGCAGCCGGCCCCGGAGCUCUAGGGGGCACGCGUCGUGGGACAGCACCACGGGGCAGGGCUGCCGGCCUCUGCGGAGCCGCCGGGACACCCAGGGCGGGGCGGCCCCAGGGCAGUGCUCUCCGCAGCGCCCUCCUCUGCGCUGUCUGCCCCGGCGGCCGCGUGGGGCUCUCCUGGCCCCGCUUUGGGUGGGCGAGGGGUCAGCGUCACCAGCGACACAGGGUGCUGCCCCCGGCACAGGCACACACACCUUCCCCCGCGUCGUCUGCUUCCAGAAGGACCUGUGCCUCAACUCCCCAGACACGGCCCAUACCGCAUAGCCCCUUUGCUUCAAGCGUCGAACAGAGACCCCCAGUCCUCAUCAGCGUCUUCCCUGAAUCACAGCCCAAAUCCUUGACCCCCGUCUAGGUGCCGGCUCUUUACCUGGGACUGCUCUGCAGCCUGGUAACCAGGAGACAGCUGUCAGAGAAAGUGACCUUACGGUUUUUGAAUCACCUGUGAGAGAAGAGCGGGGAGGGGUUAUCUACACAGUUCUACCCUCCUCAAGCAUCAAGGGCACUUAUUAUCAUGUGAAGUAACUAUGGUUUGAUGGCCCUCCCGCUCCCAUCACAGGUGGUGGUCUCAGCUUACUAUCUUGGAAUUCUUUUGCUUUUAAAAUAAAUGCACUUUCUCCUAUUCACCUCCUACUCUGAGGAGGUGGGGUGGAUAGAAUAAAAGCAUUCUCUGCCUGA